AAUCAAUCGAAAGGAAUUUUUGUCUGGAUCCCCACAACGAAAACCAAAAAAAACCGAAAAUAAAUUCUAAAUUUUUUCAAAAACAACUAAGAAAUCAGUUCGGACAGCGAUUGGCAGAGCAGGUUCCGGAUCCGGUUAAACACAACGAUAAAUAGCGAAAAAGAAAAACAACAAGAGAAGAUAAAUAUAUAUUAGCAGAGCUUGAAGAGAGUGAAAAGAACAUAAGAAGAAGAAGCAGAAGAAGCAGCAGAAGAAGCGACACCGAUCGUGUUCGUGUCUCGCAUUGUGGGUCCGCUCAAGAUCGCUCCGACGGCGUCCCACACGAUUGCCCUACAGACGCAGACCGGCAAGCCCGGCCAGAAGCCGACAGCCGAGAUGGCCGAGGUGCUCAACCUGGACAGCAUUAUUGCCCGUCUGCUCGAGGUGCGCACCGCCCGACCGGGCAAGAAUGUCCAGCUGAACGAGUCGGAGAUACGCGGACUUUGCCUCAAGUCCCGUGAGAUAUUUCUGGCCCAACCAAUACUCCUUGAGUUGGAGGCACCGCUCAAGAUUUGCGGCGACAUCCAUGGCCAGUACUAUGAUCUGUUGCGGCUUUUUGAAUACGGCGGCUAUCCGCCGGAAUCGAACUAUCUCUUCCUGGGCGACUAUGUGGACCGUGGCAAGCAAUCGCUGGAGACCAUCUGUCUGCUGCUCGCUUACAAGAUCAAGUAUUCGGAGAACUUCUUUUUGCUACGCGGCAAUCACGAGUGCGCCAGCAUCAAUCGCAUCUAUGGCUUCUAUGACGAGUGCAAGCGUCGGUAUAGCAUCAAGCUCUGGAAGACGUUCACCGACUGCUUCAACUGUCUGCCCGUUGUUGCCAUUGUGGACGAGAAGAUCUUCUGCUGCCACGGCGGCCUGAGUCCCGAUCUCACCUCGAUGGAGCAGAUCAAACGGAUUAUGCGUCCCACCGAUGUGCCCGAUCAGGGUUUGCUCUGUGAUUUGCUGUGGUCCGAUCCCGACAAGGACACCAUCGGUUGGGGCGAGAAUGAUCGCGGCGUUAGCUUCACCUUUGGCGCCGAGGUGGUGGGGAAAUUUCUGCAGAAGCACGAUCUGGAUCUGAUUUGUCGUGCCCAUCAGGUGGUCGAGGAUGGUUAUGAGUUCUUUGCCAAACGCCAGCUGGUCACACUGUUUUCGGCGCCCAACUAUUGCGGCGAGUUCGACAAUGCCGGCGCCAUGAUGUCCGUCGAUGAGACCUUGAUGUGCUCAUUCCAGAUCCUGAAGCCCGUUGAGAAGCGCAAGAAGUAAUCAUGCCACAUUGUUACACUAUUCCAUUCCAUUAUAAACUUCAUCUUCAUCUGCCUCCGCAAAAUGUUCAACUUUGUUUUCCAACAAUUGUAGCGCGCAUCAAGCGUAACAAGAGAAUUGCAACAAAUUAAUUACACAACACAAAUCACACCGACUCCUUUUUUUUGUCAAGCAAUCUUGUAACUUUGCUUUUCUAUGAUCGAUUGUAGGAGAUAAAUGCAUUUGCUAAAACCAACUU
Drosophila nasuta is the source of this 1522-nucleotide messenger RNA. It is a transcript of the gene Pp1-13C, whose product is annotated as Protein phosphatase 1 at 13C. Lineage: Eukaryota; Metazoa; Arthropoda; Insecta; Diptera; Drosophilidae. Bases 376 to 1284 code for a protein of 302 amino acids. Gene Ontology annotation, molecular function: protein serine/threonine phosphatase activity. The transcript has a single exon. The record is from RefSeq and is a predicted model, not a curated record. Gene Ontology annotation, cellular component: nucleus; cytoplasm.